UUUAUUCUCUGUUCUAGUGGUAUUGCUGUUUAUCAUCACCUCUCUAGCUGUGUAGUACUUAAAACUAUCAAAAUAUGGCGGUUGUACUGGACGAUUUCAAUUUUGAAACCGUUGUAAUAGCCCAAGAUCUUUUAAAUGCCGGUGAAGAAUGCACCCAAAGAGGCCUAAAUUUUACGGCGAAAUGGCUUGCUGAGAUGGAUUUUGCUGUAACACAAAAACUAGAUCCAGAGGUAGCUAACAGCCUCGAAUACCAGCAGCCUAAGAGGAAAGGCAGGGCAAGAUAUAUUUUGGCUAAAAAGUAUUUUGAUGUUAAAGAAUACAGCAGAUGUGCCCAUUACACCCAAGAUUGCCAAGACCAAGUCAGCAUGUUCUUGCAUUUCUAUUCAAGAUACAUGGCUGGAGAGAAGAAACUUGUUGAAGACGAAAGUGACAAAUCAAGUGAAACAAAGAUAGCUCACUUGAAACUCCUACACCAAGAUCUGGGUAGAUUAAGGAAUACUGCACAAUGGGAUGGAUAUCUUUGCUAUUUACACGGUUUAGUCUUAAGAAAAAUGGAUCUUCCGCAUGCCCUACAAGUUCUUCAAGAUGCUGUUAAUUUAACUCCACUUAAUUGGGCCGCUUGGCUUGAACUAGCUAACUUGAUAAAAAACAGUGAAAUGCUAAGUCAGCUGAAAUUACCCAACUGCUGGAUGAAAUAUCUUUUCAUGGGGCAUAUUUUAGGUGAACUUCAUUUAGAUGAAGCAGCACUUAGUCUAUAUGAAAAGCUUCACCAAGGAGUGUUUGAACACAGUCUAUAUGUCAAAAGCCAAAUUGCGAAAAUUUACUACAGUUUAAGAGAUGGAAUCCAGGCAGCAACGAAGUUCAGCGAAAUUCGUGAAGAAGAUCCGUAUUGCCUUGACGCUAUGGAUGUCUACUCAAAUGUUCUCUACGUUCAAAACAACCAACCUGAACUGGCACAACUGGCUCAUCAGGCCUUUGCAGUAGACAAGUAUCGGGUAGAAACUUGUUGCAUCGUUGGAAAUUAUUACGGGUUGCGCGGUCAACAUGAGAAAGCCGUGCUGUAUCUUCAGCGCGCAUUGAAACUAAAUCCGCACUACUCUUAUGCAUGGACAAUUAUGGGUCACGAAAAUAUUGAGAUGAAGAACUCAAAUGCUGCUAUCGCUUGCUACAGAAAGGCUACAGAAAUGAACAUACGCGAUUUCCGUGCCUGGUACGGAUUGGGACAAGCUUAUGAAAUUUUGAAAAUGCCUCUGUACAGUUUGUAUUAUUAUCGAAUGGCUCAAUCGCUGAAGCCAGAUGAUUCUCGCAUGUUAGUAGCUCUAGGGGAUGCCUACGACAAGCUUGAAAGAUUGCAUGACGCCAAAAAAUGUUAUUGGAAGGCUCACUGUGUGGGCGAUUUGGAAUGCAUCGCUCUGCUACGUCUUGCCAAGACCUAUGACAAGCUCAAAGAGACGGAUCAUGCUGCAGCCGCCUAUUGCGAUUAUUUACGCGAUAGCGAAAAACAAGGAUCUGGAGAAGGAGAUGAACAUCAUGGCCAAGCGUACCUCUAUCUAGCUAGCUAUUAUUAAUAUUUUCCCGUCGCUCUGUCCAAAGGUCCCCAGUUCCUUGACCUGGCCCGCGAGUACGCCCAAAAAUGCGUGGAAUAUCCAUCGACGCUUGCAGAUGGGAAAGCAUUAUUACGCGAAGUUGCACAGCGAUGUCAGGAAGAAAAUUCACGUGUGGGUGGCAACUUUAUACACAAAACCACCAGUGAAACUCUGAGGCUGACAGACCAGCUUCAUCCCAAUCAGACGGGACCAUCGUCCACAGGACAGACAGUGGACAUCAAGAAAACAAGUUCGUUCCAAAUAACUAGUGUCAGGGUCUCCUCCAGCAUCAGCAAUGAUGGGGAGGAUGACUCUUGUGGUGAGGUGGAUGACUCACAGACUGAACCGUCUGAAGUGGGGAGCCACAACCAUAUUGAUGUGGAUGGAGAUUUAGACACUGGUGGAGAUGAUCCACCAAUCAUGUUUGUCAGUAAUGUGCCAGUAUCACUAGCUCAACAACAAGUCAAUGAAGGAGGUGCCCUCAAGCUCGAGGACAAAGAUCAUGGAUUGCAACGUAGAUUCAGAGUUGUCAAGAUUGAGAGUGCUGAACCUUUCAAACGAGGAAGAUGGCUCUGCAUGGAUUUUCUGGACCAACCAUCUGUCCAGCCCAUACUGUCUAAGGAAGAGCCUGGUUCUGCAACAUCAAGCUCAGGCAGCUUGUCUGAUCAUAUUUCGACAGAUGAUGGGCAACAUCAUGCACCAUACUUGCAGCAACCGAAUCAAACCCUUCAGAAUAUCAACACUGGAGCAGUCUUGAAUUCUUGCAACCAGCAGGCUCAGCCCAGCAGUAGUAUUCAAAUAGUACCACAUUCCUUGCCCGCCAGUGCGGCUUCCGUCAGUUAUCCCCAAACCCAACAGCAGCUGCUUCAGCAGCCAAUCUAUCAGACACAAUCUCCAGUUCCAUUAGUCUAUCCAGUAGCUUCCGUCACAACCAUUCUGCAACCAAGCGCAGCGACAAUAGCCACCACGUCCAAUCCUGCAAGUCUCGCCAUCCCACUAAUAACGACGCAACCCACGUCUUCGGUUACUGCUGGUGCUACUUUGCCCAGUCUUUCUUCCAAUGUUGCGCAGCCAUUUGUUCAGCAACCCGUCCCGCCAGGCCUUCUACAGCAGCAGCAAUCUAUGGCUAGCCAACCUGCUUAUACAGCUUCAGCGGUGGCUCCGCAACAACAACAACAGCAACAAUAUGUAACACCGGCGUCUGGCAUCCAGCCCGGAUUAACAGCGCCACAUUUGCCGUCCCAACAGCCGACCCAACAGCCCGUUGUCGCCCAGAUUCCAGUAAUGGCCCAACAAAACUUGAUUCCUGUGCAACCGAGCAGUAACAACAAUAUCGUAGCGCCAUCGCCCCACCCUUCAACGGCGAACCUUAUCCAACCAUCCAGUACUAUUCCGACGCAAGCCAACCAAAAUUCUAUGCAUCCGGUUGUGCUAUUACCUUCAUCUACUUCAUUGCAACAGCAAUCGCAGCCAACUCCGGUGGUACCGAUUCAUGGUCCACCUCCCGGACUGAUUCCUCAGCACCAACAUCCUCCCUUAGGGCUUCAAUCGCAGCAGCAACCUGGAAAUCAAGGCCAACCGACUUUCGCAGAAAUAGUUGCCAACGCUCCGGCACAGCCCUUACCUAACACACAACACCUUCAACAGCAUGCCACGCAGCCGGCAUCGUCCGUACAAGCCAUUCAAACUGUUGGUGUUCCUCCAACUUCCACUUUACAACAAUCUGAAGUGGUUAUGCAACAGCAGUCUGUCCAGCAAAUGCAAUCGAUGCAACAAACACAUAUCCAGCAGUCCGGCUCGAUACUUAUGCAGCCGUCACAGCAACAACCCGCGUUGGUCCAACAAACAGCGACUCCACAUGCCAUGUAUGGCGGCAGUAGCAACAAUCAAACCAUCCCAGUAGCAGUUAUGUCCGUUGCGACCAGCAUUCAGCCACAAGUCCAACUUAUUAUGGCAGCGCCAUCCACCUUGACAACCGCCAUUGCGAGCAAUGCAGGAAUGGAGUCGGCAAUGGCGGCUUUGCCACACGGCCCCCCAGUGCUCAACAAAUCGCAGAGCGUGGCAGAUGACAGCCACGCCGGUGGUUCAACCGACGAUCAUGCCAGUGCCUCGGGUAGCAGUACGGUGGCCAUCGAUAACAAAAUCGAGCAGGCCAUGGAUCUGGUCAAGAGUCAUUUGAUGUUCGCCGUCCGGGAGGAGGUGGAAGUCCUCAAGGAGCGCAUCGACGUCCUCAUGGAACGAAUCGCCUACCUCGAAUCGGAGAAUCAAAUUCUCAGAUCAGCUGCCACUCAGGAGACCUUGGCGCAGAUUGCACAGUUGGAGGCCACAUUCCCGGGUAGCGGGACCGAUAAUAGCGGCGGGAGCUCGGUAUCGGUCGUUGGCGUAGCCUCCUCCAUCGGAGCUAUUGUCAACAACACAAUCACUUCGACGACGACGACUACAUCGACGACCACCUCUUGCACUUCCUCUCAAAUCCCGAACGGAACAUCACCGGCUCCUUAGCACUAUGCUUGGUGUGUUCCCAUCGGAAACGAAUGUAUUUUUCUGCUCUCGCUUCUUCUCCCACACUUUCCCUAGACUGCAACCUCCACUGUUUAAUAUUAUAUUUUUUUCCUCUGUUGGUUUCCAAUCGUUUUCCUUGUCAUUUUGUGUCACUUUUUGGGUCGACGAUCACUCCCGACGGAUCGGGAUUACUUGGGUGAAAGGGUAAAAUAAUAAGACGAUGCGAAAAAAAAAAUGAA
Daphnia carinata is the source of this 4327-nucleotide messenger RNA. RefSeq lists its product as uncharacterized. NCBI's taxonomy places the organism in Eukaryota, Metazoa, Arthropoda, Branchiopoda, Diplostraca, Daphniidae. The record is from RefSeq and is a predicted model, not a curated record. The transcript has 17 exons. Gene Ontology annotation, cellular component: anaphase-promoting complex. Gene Ontology annotation, molecular function: protein binding. Gene Ontology annotation, biological process: cell division; regulation of transcription by RNA polymerase II.